CGGAGCGGCGAGGUUUGAAAACUGAAGGAACUAACCAACCAACGGCCACGUCACUUUCUUUUUCAUAGUAUAAGUUUACACAUCGUCACUUCCAAUCUCAUUUUUCUCUUCUUCUUCUUCUUCAACGCAUUUUCCAGGUUCGGAUGAAGGAAAAUGGGGUCUCGGGGGAGGGGAAAUAAGCCUAGUAAGCCUUUGAAGGAAUCAAGAACAUCUAAUUCUCUAUCAGAUUCCAUGCCUGCCAUGAAAAAGAAUUCUGAGCUGACUCAUUUUGGAGCUAUAUUCAACAAGUUGGUGAAGGAGCUUAAGGAGCCUGUUGUUGAUUUUGAACUUCCAGAUUGUUUUCAUAAGUCGAAGGCAAUGGAGUAUAUUCAUAUAAAACGCAAUAUAUAUCUCACUAAGAAGUUCAAGAGACGGUUUGAUGAUGAUGGCAUAUUUUGUUCCUGUUCAUCUGAAUCUCCACCUGUAUGUGGUAGAGAUUGCCACUGUGGGAUGCUUCAAUCUAGUUGCUCCUCAGGCUGUAACUGUGGGAGCUUAUGUCUUAACAAGCCAUUUCAGAGUCGCCCUAUAAAAAAGAUGAAGUUGGUUAAGACUGAGAAAUGUGGUUCUGGAAUUGUCGCGGAUGAAGAUAUCAAGCUUGGGGACUUUGUUGUUGAGUAUGUUGGAGAAGUUAUUGAUGACAAAACAUGUGAAGAAAGGCUUUGGAACAUGAAACAUCGUGGGGAAACAAACUUUUACCUAUGUGAAAUCAAUCGAGAUAUGGUGAUAGAUGCAACAUAUAAGGGAAACAAGUCAAGAUAUAUCAAUCAUAGCUGCUGCCCCAAUACUGAGAUGCAGAAAUGGAUAGUUGAUGGUGAAACACGAAUUGGCAUAUUUGCAACGCGUGACAUACAAAAGGGCGAGCAUCUGACUUAUGAUUACCAGUUUGUUCAGUUUGGUGCAGAUCAAGAUUGCCAUUGUGGUGCUGCUGGGUGCAGGCGUAAGCUAGGUGCUCGACCUACCAAGCCUAAAAUGUCUUCAGAUGCUGCAUUAAAAUUAGUUGCAUAUCAGUUGACUAACUGUGGGCUUCUAUCUGGAAAGGUUUGUCAGAAUGGAGGCUUGCAAAUCGGAAGUUCUCGUGUUGACAAAUCACUGUGCAUACACAAUUGCAUUGGUAAUAUUGUUAUGAUAAAACAGCUAGGAAAUGCGAGGUUUGGGCAUAUUUUACGGUUCGAUAAAUAUUCCCGAAAACACUCGAUCCUGUUUGAGGAUGGCUGUGUUGAGAUUUAUGAUAUGUCAAAAGAAGAUUGGGAACUUGUGAGAUUGUGAUGCUACUUUUGGGGUAGGAAUACUUGUAAAAGGAAGUGAAAGUUGGAGGCAUAUUAUUCUUUCUUUGGAUGUGCAAUUGUGCAUACUGCAUACUUGUUGUAGUUGCUCUGAUCAACAGAGAAUACGAGGCGGGAUUGAUUAACACAAAGCAUUACUGAUUGAAAAAGCAUCAACAAAAGUUGCUUUUGUUUUCCAUUGACAAACUACCACGCAAGACUAAAAGAUAGUUCAAAGCAGGGAAAUAAUCCUUAUAUUAUAUCUUGCAAAUCCAUCCUUGUUGUAGUGUAAAAUAAGGAUUCAAUUUGUUCCAUCAACGUGGAAUUGUGCAAUAGGUGUAUCAAGUAUAUUAUUUUACUUUCAUUCUUUUAAAUGGAUGCAUCAAUGCAGGAAUGCUUGUAUCCAAUUCAUAAAUGCCGCUUACACUUGUAUUUGUAAUUCUACGAGUCCUAUUUGUAUUUGUAAAUGUGUGAUUUUGUUUUGUUUAAUUUCUAUUCAUCAUUACUCUAUGGCCAAGGCUUUGUAAUGCAUGGAUGUUCAAAUUGUUUAUGUCUAGAA
Lotus japonicus is the source of this 1860-nucleotide messenger RNA. Its product is annotated as histone-lysine N-methyltransferase ASHH3-like. Gene Ontology annotation, biological process: regulation of DNA-templated transcription. Gene Ontology annotation, cellular component: nucleus; chromatin. Lineage: Eukaryota; Viridiplantae; Streptophyta; Magnoliopsida; Fabales; Fabaceae. The record is from RefSeq and is a predicted model, not a curated record. Gene Ontology annotation, molecular function: histone H3K36 methyltransferase activity; protein binding.